Messenger RNA from Baudoinia panamericana UAMH 10762, 5882 nucleotides. RefSeq lists its product as uncharacterized. Gene Ontology annotation, molecular function: helicase activity; transcription termination site sequence-specific DNA binding. The transcript has 3 exons. Gene Ontology annotation, cellular component: nuclear body. Gene Ontology annotation, biological process: termination of RNA polymerase II transcription. The record is from RefSeq and is a predicted model, not a curated record. Lineage: Eukaryota; Fungi; Ascomycota; Dothideomycetes; Mycosphaerellales; Teratosphaeriaceae. The annotation marks the transcript as partial.
AUUAACAACACGUCAGCCUGUUCAAUCGUCGCGAACGCGAUAUCUCUGCAUCAUUGGGCGCAUCGGCGAAUGGGGGUUGCAACUAGUCGGUUUGUGUACUGAGCAUUCAACUUUCACCUCCAGCACGAAAGCUUAGCAUCGCGUACAUCCACUCUACGCAUCGACCUAGCGCUCUAUCACCAGCACCACAGGCGCCCUCACUAUUGGAAACUCAAGAGAUUGACCCUACUGUCACAGGUUUCAUUGACCGCACGAAGGCAAUCGAGCGGCUCACUCACCCUCCGUCCUGUUGGUCGCAGGAGCUUUACACAUUCGUUGAGGUCUUCGUGGAUCUGUCGUCAAAUAGUGCAGCUAGAUAGAACUCCACAGACCGAGCCUCCGUGAGCCACUUAAGUGCUCGAGGCUCGGUCUCUGUACAUACAGCGAGAACACACUCUGCGACAGGCCACAGGCGCCGCACGGGCUCCGUCAACAUGGCGGAGAUUGUGCAGCAGAUCAUUGCCAUCCUUGACAUCGACGACUCAAUUCACUGGUUCUGUCCACGGUCUUUUGAAGACCAGUCAGGGUUGUAUUACGACGAAGAUCGACUUACCGUGCACCUUGAAGAGAGGACGAAAGAAAAGCCUGAACGGCUCGCCAAGAUCGAAGAGGCCGAUAAGCGACGUAACGAGGCACUGAAUGCAUGCACGAUCUUCGCUUUCGAUGGCGCGGAUGCAGAGUCCUGGCAGAGGAAGUUAAACGCUGCGCUCACUACACAGCUUCAGCGUUGCGACAUCUGCAUUCGAGAGUUUCAUCGCUCGCGGUCACAGUUGAAAGCCUCACUGGAAGCGGACUAUGAGACCGAGACCGUGCAGGGGUUUAUGCAGAAGUUCGACAGCAUGAACAUCAUGCGCAUCGGCAAAGGCCUGAAUGUUAUGACAGAGACACUGCUAGAUCUGCCACCCGAGGAGCGUACCAUUGGCAAAGCCGGCGAAGUGGGAAUGUAUGCCUUGUUCGAAGCACUCAACUGUGGACCCUUCCUGUGCGACGAAGGAGCAUUACGCCAGUACUUUGACCGACCAUUUGGACUGGUACAAUCCAGGAAGAAGCUUAAAUUGAGCAGCUACGCACCGGGUGUGGUCGCCUUCCUCUUCUCGAAUGUGGAAGGCCGGUCAAGCUGGGCAUAUCGGAACUUUACGUCACUCAAGCGACCUUUCACUUCCACCGAAUUCGAACAUAGCGUCAAGCCCUUCCUGGAGGGAUCUGCAUCUCACGUCACGAUGGGUUCACUUGAAGUGGACUUCCUGCCCACCUUCUGGAAGGCAGUCCGCCUCAUCGUCAGCCAGCUCACGACGGAUGUCGUCACGCACCAUUUCCGGUCGAUACAGCCCAACCUCUAUACUCUUUCGAUGGAUCAAUGGCAGCUUGAUGCCAACCACUUCUGCGACAUGAUUGCUUGCUACCAGAUGUUACUCGAAAAAAGCCCGCAGGACUUCUGGGAGGCAAUGGGCGCCAUUAGUGGGCAGUCAGUUGUCGAACAGAUAUUCAAGAGCCCUGUACUGCAACACAUGAUCCAGGCUAGUGACAAGGGACAGACCGUGAAGCUUGAAGACCAGUUUGCCUGGGUUUUACCGUUCGUGCGCUCCAUCAAACCCGCCAACCUUGUCAUGCCAGCACGAGCGCUAUUCGAUCAGCUGCUACAUAUCUGUCAAAGAGAUGCGUACUCCAAGUACGCUCAAUCAGUCACGUGGCAAGUUGGGCUCCGUGCUAUGCUAGAGGCUGUGAACAUGGUGCGGCAGUUAGGCGGCGGUCCGGUUGUCGUGCAGCUGAUCGAAGUCAUUUCAACUGACCAUCUGAACAUCCUGGAGGAGAUGGAAGGCAUUGAAAAGAAGCACGGAGACGCAGCGCUUGACGAGACCGAAGACCUCUGCUUGAAGAUAGUGGAGGCUACUCUCGCCGCGGACGUCCAGUGUCUGGCUUACAGUCGCUCUGUGCUAUUAAAGGCGAAGAGUGUUAGUGAUCGGACAGUAAUGUCGGGACUAGGUCUUUGGAAGGCGGCCACUCGUCUGGUGGAGCCUGGAGAGCCAUGGCUUGCUGCUUCUAUCCUGUCGGCUCUCACGGGCUUGCUGCCGCAGGAGAAGUUCACCCCAAGGCAAGUGCAAGCUGCGCCUGCAAACGCUGGAGCCUGGAACAAGGCACAUGAGGCGUUGCUGAGGUGCAUUCAGACGGCACUACUGGACCGCAUAGAGGCUUUUACACCAGAUCAGCUGAUUGGGUUGUACCAAGAGCCAAAGGCCGCGCGUGGCCUAAUGUCUCUGCUCUUCAGUGGCGAAACGGAGAUCAGCCAGGCCACCCUAAGCGUGUUCAAGACAUUGUCGGGCGAAGACAAUCGACGGGAUACCGUCAUGCAUUUGGUGAAGGUUUUCUUCAGCACAACGUUGGAGUCAGUGGCAAAUGCGCAGAGUGCUAUUGCCAAGGCGGGCGUCUUCGCCCCUGCACCCAUCUUUCUCAAGCUCACGCGCGACGUACUCAGCUGCUUGUGCGACACGCAGGAUGGCGUGCUGAGAACAGAGAAGAAUAGGAGCGACCAUUUCAACGAAGUGGAACUGUUUUGGGAGAUGACGUGGACCGCGCUUGAGACCAUCUUCAGGCAAACGGAGCCUUGGAGCAGUCUUGGCUACGACAAGCAGAUGAUGCAAGACUUUUGUCGAGACACGAUGGAUCUUGCGGACACAUCAUUCAACCAGUACCCCAUACUUGCAAGCACACUACGCUCAGCACCGGGCCCGAGAGGCUCGCGGGAGAUUGGCAAGGAUCUUCUAAAAUUCCCGACCAAGACGUUCAACAACAUUACCAAGUGGCUCCGCCUCCGGGAUGAGUACCUUAUCGCCCGCGCCGUGGGAUUGACAUGCAAGAUGCUGGCAGAGCUCGAGAAAGUUGGCAUCGAGAUCGAUCAGAAGGCCGCAGAGUACAUCGAGCAAGUGUAUAUAAGCAACGAGCAGAACAACAAGGUCCGAACUAAGCUCACUCCCAACCAGAAAGCCGAACUUCAACAGGCCUUGGAAAAGCAUCUACACGCAGCCGUAUCGGAAGAGGUCAAUAUUGUGCCGAAGCGGCGAACGCUCAACGACUGGGCUACGUCUGGAUCCGACUCUGGCCGAAGCACACCCAUCCCUAGCGCCAAACUGAAGGCUGGUACGAUCGACCUAGAGGCCUGGACCAGCGCUUCACGAGGUACAGAGGCAUUGAGGCGCAUGCAGGAGAAGAAAGGCUCGGCCCCGCCUUCUCAGAAGCCUGCGCCGAAGCGUCAGGUCAACAGUAAGGAGUUUCUGCUCAAGCGAAAACAAGAGAUGGCGGCGGCCGAAAGGAGAAGAGCAGAAGCCUUGGCGAAGCAGAAGUUGGGCGCCGGGAGCGGUGUCGCAGGGCUAGGAGACAUGGGCAAAGAUCAUUCAAUGAAGGGCCAGAACGUCAUGAUCUCGUCUGACGAAGAAGAGAGCGAGGAGGACGACAUGGACGACGAUCUUUUCGGGACAAAGAAUAAGAUGAAGAUUCAGCGACCGAACGUAGACCCGGAUGGUGCGGUCGGUCUGAAGCCUGAAGUCAAGAAGGGUCCUACGCGGAUUCAGCGAACCAUCCGGUCAGUGAAAGAUAUGCGUGCGCGACUGGCACCAGAUCUGCAGCCUCUACAUAAAGUCAUCCUGAAGUGGGACUUCUUCCACGAUGGAGACUAUCCGCCAGGCGCAAACACAAACGUCUUCGAGCGGGUCAAGAACUCUUACAGCAACCCUGUCAGCUACAGGGAGGCAUUCGAGCCGCUUCUGACGCUAGAAGCAUGGCAGAACAUGGUCAAAUCCCGCGAGGAGAACACUGCCAAGCCGUAUGAGGUGAAGAUCCAGAACCGCAGCAAUGUUGAUCAUUUCCUCGAGCUUAGCAGCAUUGUCAGCCAACAAGAGAACAGAGAGCUGCAACUGAACGAAGGUGACAUCGUCCUCUUGUCCAAAGCUGGCAAGCCUAGCGACGAUGCGACUUCGCCACACUGCUUAGCGCGCAUUUGCAAGAUUAAGCGGCAGAAGGCGCAGAUGGAAGUGGUCUAUCAAGUCAUGCCUGGCACGUCUCUCGCACCGAGCCUCGUAUCACAGGCGCAAGUGUACGGUCAGAAGAUCCAGUCACUGACACCACUCGAGCGCGAAUAUGGCGCUAUGCAGGGAUUGCAGUAUUACGAUCUCUGCACACAGAUCAUCAAAGCUGCACCUUCGAAGCGGAUGAACUUCAGCGAGAAGCAGAUUGCCGCCUAUCAAGACGUGUGGAAUGUCAACCGUGCGCAAAGCGAAGCUGUCAACGCUGCGCUGGAGAACGAAGGCUUUUCGCUCAUCCAAGGUCCGCCAGGCUCAGGCAAGACCAAGACGAUCAUUGCGAUCGUGGGCGGUUUACUAUCACAAAGCUUGGGUUCUGCCACGAGCGGUGCAAAGCCGAUUACUAUGCCGAGAAUGAACGGCGCCCAUAUUGGUGCGGGCGGCUCAGACGCGGCAACGAAGAAGCUGCUUGUUUGUGCACCGUCCAAUGCAGCAGUGGACGAGCUGGUCAUGCGGCUCAAGGAGGGCGUAACAACGAAGGGUGGCAGGCAUCAUUCAGUCAAUGUUGUACGCAUUGGCCGCAGCGAUGCGAUCAACUCACAAGUCAUCGACGUGACCAUGGACGAGCUCGUCACCAAACGCUUAGGUGGCAACAGUGCAAACAAUGAAGCAACACGAGCAAAGAAUGCCGACCUGUUCAAAGAGCACGAAAGCGUCUCCGCUGCUCUACGCGACCUCUACCAGAAGCGGGAUAGCGGUGCAGCUCAAAGCCAAGAUUCGACAGUCCUUGAGAACGAGAUCGCAUCCGUGCGCAGGCGCAAGAACGAGCUCGGUGUGCGCAUCGACAACGUCAAGGACCAGGAGCGCAACGCCGGCCGCGAGGCCGAGCUCAGUCGCAAGCGAGCACAGCAAGCGGUCCUUGACGAAGCGCAUGUCAUCUGCGCAACUUUAAGCGGCAGUGGUCAUGACAUGUUCCAGAGCCUGAACAUUGAGUUUGAGACCGUUAUCAUUGACGAAGCCGCACAGUGCGUCGAGAUGAGCUCGCUAAUUCCACUCAAGUAUGGUUGCAUCAAGUGCAUCAUGGUCGGAGACCCCAAGCAAUUACCACCUACAGUAUUCUCGAAAGAAGCUGCAAAGUUCCAGUAUGAGCAGAGCUUGUUCGUACGCAUGCAAAACAACCAUCCUGAGCAGGUGCACUUACUCGACACGCAAUACCGCAUGCACCCAGACAUCAGCGUCUUCCCGAGCCGCACAUUUUAUGAUGGCCUGCUCAAGGAUGGCACGGGCAUGGCAAGCUUGAGGCAGAGACCGUGGCAUGCGAGCGCUGUAUUAGCGCCGUACAGAUUCUUCGAUGUCCACGGCCAGCACCAGUCCGCACCGAAAGGCCAUUCGCUCGUGAAUAUUGCCGAGGUUGAAAUUGCCAUGGCACUAUAUGAGCGACUGAUCAGCGACUUCAAAGGCUACGAGUAUAACGGUCGCAUCGGUAUCAUCACCCCGUACAAGUCACAGCUUCGGAUGCUGAGAGAUCGCUUCUCCCAGCGCUUCGGAAACACUAUUUCCGACGUGGUCGAAUUUAACACCACAGACGCCUUUCAAGGCCGCGAGAGCGAGAUCAUUAUCUUCUCUUGCGUCCGUGCGUCACCGGCUGGCGGCAUUGGUUUCCUACAAGAUAUUCGACGUAUGAAUGUUGGGCUUACACGAGCAAAAUCAAGCUUAUGGGUACUUGGUAACUCAGACUCUCUCAGCAGGGGCCAAUACUGGCGGAAGCUGGUGGAGGAUGCACGAGCUCGCGACGCAUAUAUCACAGGUGAUUUGAUAGGCAUGUUGAGG